AUGGUGGAUUCGGAGGGUGAAGUGGCGGGUCUUCGCUCACUCCUUGAGAAGACGAGGAUGCAGUUGCAUAUAGAGCUGGAACACAAGAAGGAAAUCAUUCUUGAGAACAGCCAUCUCCGCCAAGACAUAAAGAAGAUGGAUAAGAUCAAAGAUGACUCGAGAGACCACGCAGAAAAGUCGAGGAAGAUAAAUUUAUUGGAAGAGCAAGUGCAAUAUUUGGAGCGAAGACUUGAGGGGUGCAGGCAAGACAGCGCAUUGACGCUCUCCUCCAUCGAGGGACAGCUCGGAAACGAGAACGGAAAACUCAAGGCCAGAGAAAAAGAUCUUCGUCGGAAGCUACACAGAGAGAAGGAGAAGAGCACCAGUCUAUCAGACCACAUCAAGACCCUGACUACCGAGCUUAGGAGGACCAGCGAGGAGAUGAAGAUGAAGCAAGUGAAUCACACGGGGUGGAUGAAGCACGUCAGACUACCAGCGAAGGGGGAGUGGCAAGCCAUUAAACUGGAUACUGACCAGAACAAGAAAGCGCUGAGGCACGUAUUCCAACAAGUCGAGAAGGAAGGAGGACCACCAUGUAACCUCGACCCCGCCAUCUUACUACAUUGUGUCGUCCUGUUUCUCUGGUGGAAGAGAGAAGCAACCUUCAAAGCGAUGGAGGAGGAUGAGAAAGGAAAGCAGAAACAUCCUGAGAACGAGGAGAAGGGAAACCAGAACGUCAUUCUCCAAGAACGCAUCAAGACGCUGGAGGCAGCGUUGGAUGACAGCAGAGCAGCGAAGUCCACGUUGGAGUCGACGAUGUCAACAAACUUGAAUCAGCUCUUGAAAGACAAGUACGACCUGGACAACAAAGUGUCCCGUCUUGAGGACACCGUGUCAGCAUUGCAUCUUGACAACAACCUACUCCGGGGAGUGCUAAAUGAUCGGUCUGCAGGCAAACAAACAAACAGUCAGCUGGACGAACAGACAGCUGAACUGAAAGCUCAAUUUUUAACUUCAGAGUCCGAGCUCAAACAAACCGAGCUACAUAAGGAGCAAUUAAAAAUUGACCUGGGUCGGGCAUCCAAACGCCUUCAAGUGUUAGAGCAAGAGGCAAGAAUUCGGGAUACUGUCUGUAAAGAACACACUGAACGAUUGGAAAUGUGUGACGUCAGAAGGGUCGAGCUUGAGAAGAUGACGUCAGAGUUUACGGCAACGAUUUGGUCGCUGGAAAACGAUAUCAAAAAUCUCGAAGAAUCACGCGGUACCACUGAGAAAGAACGAGAGGCGUUUUUGAGCCAGCUCUCCAAGGCGCUUGGGCAGCUAGAGGACACCAAGGAGCAAGUUCAAGAAUAUCAACGUGAGCUCAGGAGAAAAGCUGAUGAACAAGCUCAAUAUACCAAGACACUUCAGGAACAAGACCAGCUAAUCGGAAAUCUUCGUCGAGAUCUGACAAAUCAGAAGGAAGCUAAGACGAGACUGAAGGAGGAGAAAGAAAAGAGGCGGAGUCUGGAAGUCAUCUCGACCAAUCACGAGAAGCUUGUCAUAGAACUACAGGAGAGAAUGAGAGUAGAGGAGGUGGACAGCGCCACCAUGCUGGCCGAGUUCUGUGAAGGCCACGCCCACGAGAGGAUGCGAUUAGAGAGGCGGAUUGACAUCCUUGAAGCAGAGAGGGAAGACAUUGGGGAUGUAGUGGAGACAUUGUCAAACGACAAGGCGACUCUUCGCGCUGAAAACCAGAGGCUGAAGUCGGACUUUCAGCGAGCAACUUUGAAACUCCACGACACACUGAAAAGACAAGCAUUGCGCGUGUUUCCGAGAACCCGUCAAUCCACCGACGCAUCGACAUCAACCGACCCGGCCAUGCGACGCUCUUCCCCCAUCGGGGGAGAGGGUGAGGACGGCAUGAGUUACGGAAAAAUUAAGGAACUAGAGGAAUUCAUUGACUUACUUGUGUCUGUCAAGGGGACUGUUUUUUCUCGAUAUUUGUUAGGAGUUGAUGGAGAAGCUGUGAGUUUACAAGACGUUAAUGAUCUGGAUAGAUGCGUGGAUGUGGAUGAGUUGAGGGGAGGAGAAUGGGACGAUGAGGUGGAGGAACUUAUGGAUGGGGAGAGCCGUUCGGAACAUCAUAGAUCAGUAAAGAGUAAUACCAAAGAAGACGUUUUUGCAAACUUUCGGGCGUUGGCUCUUAUGAUGAAGGCAAGACAGAAGCUUCGGAGUGUAAAACCCACCACAGAAAAUGCAAAACAGACCGGGCAGAAACCAGGCAUCAACCGGGGCCAUAGGAGAGUUCAGACGGGUAAGGAUGGCACUACGCGAGCAUCCAAAGAUGUCACUCUUCGUGAUUUGGGGGACAUGCUAAGAGAAGCAGAGAAAGCUGGACACGGAGCAGAUUCACAAUACACUGAAAGCAACCAUGAUUCAACUGAGAUUGUUGACGAGCCAUUGGUAACAAGACAGGAGCAACGGCCGCUUUAUGCUCCUGGCAAUCCCAGUGUUGCAGACGAAACCCAACAACCACGAAGAGACAAAUCGGGGACUAAACUAUUAAAACCUUUGAGGCAAAGCAAUGGCAAUCAACGCCCAUCACCUCCACCGACAGAUGUACCGUUCCAGGAAUCUGACACUGAUUCUGACUCCGAGGACGACGACUUGAUGUCUACACUCGAGAGGGAGCAACAACAACUGAGAAGCGUCUUGAAGACGAUCAAAGAUGAAGAGGCUCUGGUUGAGGAAGAGCUGAAACGGGAGCAGGAGGCACACAUGGUGUCUCUGAAGAAGGUGACUGAAUACCAGGAGCAAUGCGUCAUGAUGCAGCUUGAGAAGGAGACCCUACUCCAGGAGCCACAAGAUGGCGUCUCAGAUGAUGGCGAAGAUGACUCUAGGAGAUCCACUCUGGAUGUGGAACUGGAAAAAAUGCUCUUGGAGGAACUGGACAGCUUGAAGGAAGAGAAUAGGAUGUUGGUGGCGGAGAAAUUGAAACAAAAGAAGUUUCGCGAAGGCCAUGGCGGAGGUUUAGCUCCGAACUGGUCGGCAUCAGAAAUGAAAACACCGCUUCUUUUGAGCCCUCAAGAGCCGAGAACCACAUCACCUCAGAGGGAAUUGUUGGCAAGUAGAAGCCCAGUCAGAAGCCCCAUUAAUCCCAAAUUCAAGUCAAGAGAUUCAAAACCACAGCGAGCCGGAACGUGGCCGGAAUUUGAAAGUCCAAUUCAUCAAACUUUGGUUAACAUGGACACGGCUUCAAUCCAAACUUCACUUGAUUCACUCGGAUUUUCACACUCGCAAACACAAGAACAGAUACCACACAAAGAUGAAAAUUCCUUCUUCUUGAACGUCAAGCCAGGAGAUGUAGGCCUAACGAAGGCAGAGCGAGACAAUUUCAAUGCGGAAGCUGAAGGGCAAGAGGAGACUUAUCAACGAAGAUCCCCAAGUGUUAACGCCGAUAAACGGCGUGGCGAACGUCACGAAGCCCUGGCCAACUCAACCUUUAUUCACCACACCCCCGAACAGAGGAAUCAAAGGUUGGCCAAAGCUGCGAAUGUUUUGGAAGGAGGUGUCCAUUUCCAAGAGGAAGCUCAUCAGCAUAGUGAGAGCAAAAAGCAUCUCGAGAAACAAAACCACGUUACUGAAGAAGUUCAACUAGAUCGUGGCAGGCUCCUUACUUCAACCGUACCUCGCGGUAACUCAGCAAUAGGUGGCUUGGCGGGAAAGAAAUAUAGAAAGACUAAGACAGGGGAGAACAAAGGUAACGGAGAAGCAGAAGCUAAAAGCACAGAUUCUGAUGGAGUUACAUUUUCGUCACUUCAACGUGAAGACAAUGACAAGCAGCCUGCAUUCAUCCAAAAUGGCGGGAUCGGAAUGGAUACACCAAUACCGAGAGGAUUGGAACUCAACGAGAAAGCACUGCGAGCAAGAAGGAUCCUUUACCAUACACCUGCAAGUUCUCAAAACGAUGACCUUGAUAAUGCACACUUGGUGUCAACUUCAAAUUAUCUGGGUGACACUUAUACGUUACAACCAACUAUGCCAUCCCUCGAGCAGGAACUUGCCCAAGCGAGGGCCGAAAGUAACACAGUACAUGCAGAAGGUCUUGAGAUGGAACUUUUAAAAUGCCAGACGGAUCUGCUGGGAUCGCAUCGAGAUCGGCAGGAUCUCCUGGAUCAGUUGACAAUGGCCUUGCAGACAGAAGUGAGACUCCAGAACAUGGUGGAUAAGCUACAGACAAAAGUAGGGUAUCUCCAAACUAAUCUGGACAAGAGUGCAGAGUUUGUGGAGUCUCUUAAGGAGGAUAAGGAAUAUCUUCAUAAUAAUUAUACAGCUGCUGUGGAGGAGAGACAGAGUCUUCAAGUAGAUAUACAAGAUGCUGUAAGAAGCAAUAAGAUGCUGGAACAGGAACUGGUGACGUGUAAGAAGCAUUCUGAAUUCCUGGAGCAAGAACUUGAUUUGCUUAAUCAGAGGUCUGAGUCCAAAACCCGCAGUGGAGGUAGAAAAGUACCAAGGGAGAUCGGGAGCGAGGAAUUUGUGUUUGAAUCACAGAGUGGUAUGCACGGAGUGGUUGUAGGAAGUCCAGGUUCUAGCAACUAUGGCGGCGAUAAAGUUGGUCAUGACGAACCUCGAGAAGUGGGAAGGAAACAAAGCAGCAACCAGCGACACGAAGUGGCUUUGUCUCGAGAUGAACUUAAGUUACUCCACCAUGAGACGGCGCAGCUAAGAGAUCAACUCACCGAAGCCAGACAGGCAGAGGACGUUCUGCAGCUUGAAAUAAAGAAGCUGCAAGAGGAGGCAAACACACUGCACUCAUGUCUUAAAGACAACAUUGAUUUUGUAGGACAAGUCCAGAAGGAACGGGAUUCGAUGAGACACAGUCUAGUUGCCGCUAAGGAGGAGCAGCAGACAAGGCAGAAAGAUAGACGAGAGUUGGAGGCAGACCUAGAAGCAGCUCAUCAACGGCAACAACAAACUCUACACCAGAUUAAAAAAAUUGAAACUGAGAACAAAAGACUGAGGACAAAACAAGCAUUAACCAUCGACAAACUACAUAAAGAUAUUGAAACACUGAAGAGACAAAAACUUGAUUUACAAAAUCGUCUUUCAUUGAACACUGAGACAACAGAGAGUCCAUUUGAAGAGAGGACGUCCAGAAAAGCAUCGGAAAGGUUAAGGUCUCAAAUAAAUGAACAGAAGGACAAUAUUUUCGAGCUAGAGAGUCAACUUGAUGAGAGCCGAAUCUUAGUUGGCGAAAUCGGACGCGAGAGAGACAUCUUGCAAGACGAUGUUACGGAGGCUUUGCAGACGCGCACACAGCUCAAAACACAGCUUGGGAAAUCUCAACACGAGUGCCACAGUCUUGAAGACAAACUCCAAGAAAGCCAAGCACGGGUCAAGUCUUUGAGGGAAGAGUUGGAGGAAUAUUUGCAGCAAGAUUACCACCAGAGGGAUAAUGAAACCCGCCUCGUGAAGAAGAAACUUCGCGAGUUAGACCUAGAUCACCAAACUCUGCUCGAGGAACGCGAUGACAAGAAACUUCGAAUUGAGAAUUUGGAGAUAAUUUGCAAGAUGCACAAUGAGAAGUAUCUGAAGGAGCACAAUGAGAAGAUAAAACUCGAGACUGAGUUGGAAAUGCUGAGACAGAAAGAAGCAAGACGCCAUGUUGUGUUUGAGGAAGAGGUACCUGAAGCAAGACAUGAAGGGUACAGAGGGGGAGAGAGGGGAUCUUGGAGGGGAGGUCUUGACAAUCAAGAAGCAACAUUGAAAGCUUCAUUCCAUCAAGGUCUGAAGACGGCAAAUGAAGAUAUCCAAACAUGUUUUGACCGUCUAGGGAAUCUUGAAGACACAGUCGGCAACUCGGUCACAUCCCUGCAGGAGGAAUUAAAUACACAAAUGAAAAACAUAUCCAGAAUGAGGGAGAGUGCCGAGGUCACCCUACAACGAGCGGUCACCAAAACCAAACAGUUGACCGAAGAAAACCACAAAGAAAUACUCACCAUGAUUGAAAAGGCUGUGGCUCUCCGGGUAAAGAACUCCGAAGUCACUGCUGGACAGAGACUGGUAGAGGCAAGAGAACUUCUUGAGCGUUCCAUCACGGAGCAAAGAAAACAAGCUGCCUCGAUCGUCAUGCUGAGACAGUCUAUGGAGAAAGCCCUCUUACAACAUGGCGCUUUAAGGAUCCGGUUAAGACAACAGUCAGAUAAAUCAGCGAGAGCCUUCUCGUAUUGGAAUAAGGAGAGAUUGUCUCUUAAGAAACAACUUCAAGAGGCCAACAAGAGCUUGAAACAUAUUGAGAGUUAUGUGACUUCUGCAAUCAACCAAUCACAAGGCAGCUCUUCUCCUGGAGUCACUAAGGAUGAACUUCUACAGCAACAAAUCAUCCAGACUAGAGAGCUGAAGAAGAUGGUCAGAAAUUGCCUCUGCCAGAAGGAGGUUGCAAGAACUGAGCACAAGCAGAGAGAAGAGAUGACAACUUUACAGCUUCAGGUCAGAAUGGAUGAAGCUAAACAGCACAAGACAUAUGAGGAAACUUUGAAAGAGCUAAGGAAGAAAAACAUGCAGUUGUCACUGGAUCUUCAUCUGGCGAAUGAGUCUCUUGAGAUGAAGAAGCAAGAAUGCUGGAGAUUUGGAGAUGCUCUCCAGGAUGCUGAGAUGCGAGAAAGGGAUGUUACUGGGACCUUGAAGGAGGUCAAAGAUCAACUCAAGAUUGAGGUUGAGAUGCAGUCACAGCUAGCCAUGAGAUCAGAGAAGCAAGAAGAGGAGAUAUUCAAGUUGAGAAAGGCAAUGGGCAAAGAGGCCACCAAAGAACAAGAAACGCCAACUCAAUUAAACAAAGAGAAGAAAACAAAUGAGCCUCGUAUGAAUGACAUGUUAUCCGAGUUCAGUCGGGAGAUUAAAAGCCAUCUGGAAGAUCACAUGGAGAAAACACAGUUGAAUAACGAGACAGACGAUAGGAAAAAGAUUCAAGAGUUGGAUUCCAAUCGUUCCAGCAUGGAAGCCCAGCAUUGUAUUGAUAAAAUAACCAUACAAGCCUUAACUGAUGACAACCGACGACUGAGAACAAUGGUGUAUAAACUCAGAGAGCGGAUAACAAAUAACCAAAUGUCCAACCACAAAGACAGCCGAAUGGAUGGUGUCUAUCAAGCGUUAGCCAGAGCGCAAGUCAGAGUCAUAGCCAGAUCAAUGGCUGAUGGCUCACAGUCGGUACUAACAGGGGCUGCCAGUAUGUUCACCGACAACAUACCGAAGACUCAGUUCACUGCAGGUCGAUUGGUCGACAGGCGUCACAUGGGGAGUGUUGGCAACAGUUUAGGGGAUUCAUUUGAUUAGACUUUAAAGACAGUGGACAGACACUAUUGGAAUUUACUCAAAAUAAUUGUUAUCAUAAAAAGGAUGG
This is a messenger RNA of Asterias rubens (European starfish), 7360 nucleotides long. RefSeq names its product rootletin-like. Gene Ontology annotation, biological process: Golgi organization; endoplasmic reticulum to Golgi vesicle-mediated transport. Gene Ontology annotation, molecular function: small GTPase binding. The record is from RefSeq and is a predicted model, not a curated record. NCBI's taxonomy places the organism in Eukaryota, Metazoa, Echinodermata, Asteroidea, Forcipulatida, Asteriidae. The coding region runs from base 1 to 7293 and encodes 2430 amino acids. The transcript is spliced from 26 exons. Gene Ontology annotation, cellular component: Golgi apparatus.